Coregonus clupeaformis (lake whitefish) is the source of this 4347-nucleotide messenger RNA. RefSeq names its product anthrax toxin receptor 1-like. Gene Ontology annotation, cellular component: membrane. The transcript is spliced from 18 exons. The record is from RefSeq and is a predicted model, not a curated record. Bases 673 to 2370 code for a protein of 565 amino acids. NCBI's taxonomy places the organism in Eukaryota, Metazoa, Chordata, Actinopteri, Salmoniformes, Salmonidae. Gene Ontology annotation, molecular function: signaling receptor activity.
AUUUUGGUGUGAAGACAUCAGUGGAUGCUGCAGCUCAUCAUUUCUUUGUCGAUGCAGAGGCAGGCAUAUGUUUCCCCAAAGUUAGCUUCUUGAGAGGGAGGUGCAAGAUGGAAUCUCGACCUUUUUUUAUUUUUUAGCUCCAGGCAGAAAUAUGAAACCUGGUUCAUUUCUGCCAAGUUUGUUCCCGAGCUCCAGGUUCUUAACAUUGCCCGUCUCCAUUUUGCUUUUUUAACUAAAACUCGUAUUGACCAUUUUCACAGGAAACUUGCCUAUUUGUGAAUUAUCCACAUAUAUUCUAACCCAUUGAAACAUUUGAGAUUUGUUUCUCAAAUACGCCACGAUUGUUUUAUCAUACGAAUAUGACAGGAUUAUAUCGGAGAGUGAAAUUACUCUGAACAAAUUAUUUUCUAUGUUUUAAGAAGAGAACAAAGUACUGCAAGCUUUGGUAUGGUAGAUUCGCCUUCACCGCCCAUCCAAUAUUUGUCAGGAGGCAGGCGGUCUGUAAUGUUUGGAAACUGAGGUCAACAGGUUUCUCCCGCGCAGCAUUGACCGUAUUUUUUGUCAGUUAUGUAUCUCUGUCUAGAGAAGUAAUUUCAAGACAUUGGGGAUGUGAGACAGCAUUGACUUAGUUCCAUUGAGCUUUUGAAGAAUUUUCGUUUUUUGGGGGAAAAGAUGGCGAGGUUUGGGGGAAAAAUGUCUCUUGCCCUACUUUUCCUUGGAUUUUUUAUGUUCACUUUAGCAUCUGUAAAUGCUGAACCAGAGCAAGAAGUAGAAGAAGAACGAGAGGAAAGUACAUGUCAGGGGGCUUUCGACUUGUAUUUUGUGCUAGACAAAUCUGGCAGUGUCAAAAACCACUGGAUAGAAAUAUACUCCUUUGUGGAGCAUCUAGCUGAAAAGUUUAUCAGCCCCAUGUUGAGAAUGUCCUUUAUUGUCUUCUCAUCCAGAGGAACCACUCUCAUGAAACUGACAGAAAACAGGGUGGAGAUAAGAAAAGGAUUGAAUGUGUUGAGGAAAGAGAUACCUGGGGGAGACACCUUUAUGCACCUGGGCUUGGAAAGGGCAAAUGAACAGAUACACCAUGAAAACUUUGGGACAGCAAGUGUUAUCAUCGCCUUGACUGAUGGGGAGUUGAAUGAACACCAACUCGUCACCGCACAACAGGAGGCAGAGAGAAGCCGGUCUCUAGGCGCUAUGGUGUACUGUGUCGGAGUAAAGGACUUUAACGAGACACAGCUGGCCACCAUAGCAGACACCAUCGAGCAUGUGUUUCCUGUGAUGGGCGGAUUCGUAGCCCUGCGAGGAGUGAUCGACUCGAUCAUCAAGAAGUCCUGUAUUGAGAUCCUAGCUGCAGAGCCCUCCAGUGUUUGCGCAGGAGAGAGCUUCCAGGUGGUGGUGAGAGGGAACGGUUUCCUUCACGCCAGGAAUAUAGAGCAGGUGUUGUGCAGCUUUAGACUCAAUGACACCCUCACCAUUAAUAAGAAGCCUGUGGCUAUCGAAGAUACGUUCCUGCUGUGUACAGCUCCGGUAAUAGACGAAGUUGGGCAGGUUGUUUAUCUACAAGUGAGCAUGAAUGAAGGCCUGUCGUUCAUCACUAGCUCUGUGCACAUCACCACCACAGAGUGUUUUGAUGGCACCAUCCUUCUCAUCACACUCCUGGUUCUGUUCCUGUUGAUGGCCGUGCUGUUCAUGUGGUGGUUCUGGCCCCUCUGCUGCACUGUGGUGAUCAAAGAGCCUCCUCCACCGCCUCCUCCAGAGCCAGAAUCAGAUGAUGAAGAUGGCAUGCCCAAGAAGAAGUGGCCCACCGUGGAUGCAUCCUACUAUGGAGGAAGAGGAGUCGGAGGAAUCAAAAGAAUGGAGGUGCGCUGGGGAGGGAAAGGUUCAACGGAGGAGGGGGCUAAACUGGAGAUGCCCAAGAACGCCGUUGUGAAAAUGCCAGAGCAGGAGUUUGAGCCUUACGAGCCCAAGCCCAAGAAGGCCCACAACAGGAAGCCAGCCGCGGACAGGAAGUGGUACACACCUAUACAGGGUAAACUGGAUGCCAUUUGGGCCCUGUUUCGCCGCGGUUAUGACCAGGUCUCUCUCAUGCGGCCGCAGCCAGGAGAACAUGGUCGAUGCAUCAACUUCACCCGGGUGAAAGAUGAGGCAGCGGCAGCAGCAGCGAAGGCCCCUCCUCGGGCCCAUAGCCCCCCUGCUCCGGACUAUCGUCCCCUGAUCCGCCCCACUACACCGCCGCCAGCACAGGCCAGCCCGCCCCCGCGAGCACCGCCCGUCAGCCAGCUACCCCCGGGGCCACCCCCCUCCCGCACCCCCCCAGGGCCCCCCUGCCCCCCUCCCUCACGCCCCCCACCGUGCCCCAACAACAGACCAUGAGAGCGAUUUAGGGACCCCACUCCAAUAAAGCAAUAGUCCCACUGCCAAAGAUGCUCCCUCAACCAAAAAUAAACAUAGUAUUUAUUGGAGAUGGGGUGAAAUUAGCAGGAGAUGUAAUGGUUUGUUGCUGGACAGCAAAAGAUGUAGUCAUUGGAGGAAAAAUACUGCAAUGGAUGAAAUUUGUUUAUCAACUACUGAGUAUCCCAUGAUGGUAAGUGUCAAGGUGACAGUAGAGUAGACUGGGCAUUUGUGUGGCUUUAGUCAUCACUGAGUCGAUUUACUUUCAACCACAAGGAUUGGAUUUUUUCUAGGAUGACGAACCUGCUGUCAAACCAAUCUAGAUUAGCUUUUUGCAUCUCUCUUUUGUGAAUAUUUACAUGUAGCUUUUUACAUCUCUCUUUUGUAAAUUGAAAUAUUUCAUAAGUGCAAAUUGUAUAGAGGGUCAACAAUACAUGGCACAGGCUUGAUUACGUUUUUUUCUCAUGUCCAAAUGAGUUUACACAGACCGAGAAAGCCAGUUUUAGCCCAUGUGGGUUAGUCCAUAUUCCCAUUGAGAAACCCAUUUGGUAGUGUUGCCGGAAGCCAUAGGCGUAUAAGCAUAGGUUGACACUGAGACACUUUUGAUAUGGACUGAACACGUAAAAUGUGGAUAUAUUUUUUACGUCCCCUGAAUGAGUAAAUUGAGAAUCAUAAGUAGCAUAGAAGAUGUGUGUAUCGACAAAAUCCGACAUUUUUAAACACUUUGUUGGUCAAUAUCUGAGGGUGAACCCAGGUUUACCUAAGUUAAUAUUGGUAUUUGUGCACAUUGAAUGCAGUUCAGAUAUAGCAUUAUUUUAGUUUUCAUUCUUUCGUUUGUUUAUUUUUAUCACUUUUGAAUCAUGAACCUCUCAAAUCAAACAACCAAAGUGAGGUCAUUGUCUCUCAUAAAGUUUUAACAUUCCCAAAACUGUACUUUACUUUGAUACAUUGUAUCGUUUACCUUUUGUUUUUGAUCACAAUCACAUUGCAACUGCAGGGCAGUUCACCGCGUCUCUAAUUUAUUAACCCCCAGACCUAGAGGAGGGUACUUGAAUACGACAAAGGUGUCCACUGACAAAGACGGACACUGUGCAUGUAAACAAACUAUUCACGCAACUUCAUACGACAGUGUUUCUCAACCCCAUUGGUCUAUAGUCCGGCACUAGGUCAUGGAAUAUUGCUUCCUUAGUGCAACUGUCCUUUAUCAAAAGGCUAUAGCACAUGGUGAAAUCUGAGUGAUUUUUCCAUGAACCAACACCGAUUGAAUCAAGUCCCCAAAGGAAGAAAACUAGCAUGCCAGUCCUUGGUACAGACAAAGGUUGAGGAACACUAUUAUAAACUUAUUACAUACAGUACCUUUCUGGAUUUUUCUACUUAGAUUUUUCUACUCUCUUUGUAUAAUGUACUUACAUUUGAUUAUGUUCUAUAAUACCAUUGUGUUACAAUAUUCCUUUGAUAUUUUGUAGCACUGCUGAAAGCUGUUCAGGAGGAUGAUGAUGAUGAUGAUGAUGAUGGAUGAUGAUUAAGAGGUGCAUGCAUUUAGUUUGUUUUUAUUGGUUCAAUAACACAAAUAAAGCUCGAAGGCACCCAAGUGUAAUAUACAAGUUCUGCUUUUUGACAAUGGUGAACGUCCUCCAUUUCAUUGACUGGAUUUAUGGCUUUUAUAAGAGCACCCGACUCAAGUAAUGGCAUACAAUAGUUAGAGGAGCGAGCAACAACAUUAUAUACACCUCGUUAUUAUGUAGUUUUUAUCUCUAUGCUUCAGAAUGACCAUCAGGACCUUUGUGGAGCAGUGUUCUGAGAAAAAGCUCUGAGAAGCUAAAUGUUAACCAUUGUUUUACAUGUUAACCAUUGUUUUUCAUGUAUUAAUGGGAGUACUGAAACAAAUAUGGAAAGACGUAUUCAUAGUUUCUAUGUUUCUUUUAACAGUAUUAAUAAAGGUUGACUUCCAAGCUUGUA